GACGAGAGGAGCGAUGCAAUCCCCCCCCCCUUUGAAUGGGGGGGGGGCCUCAAAGGGCAGACGUGUAGGUAUUCGAGGCAGACGAUGAUGCAUAAGAAGAUGAGUGCAUUUGCGUAGGACGGCAGGCACUGAAGUCAGAUGGAGCUUGCAGAGGGAGACUGCGCGCUGUCAUGAUGGGGCCCGGGGGCUGCCAUGGGGGCGUCUUGUUUUUGAAGUGAAAAUCAAGGGGGGGGGAGGAAGACACAAUGCCGAUUCGCAUGCCGCCGUUCACUCGCCGCGAGCUCCGCCAAAGCUCGCCGCCAUCCUCUUCGAUCAGCAUGAAGGGAGGGCAUGUGCGACUCAGCGAGAAGCCAGCCAGGGACACGAAUGCAUCUUGAGAGGGAAUGAUCCACUGCUGCGACUCCUUCCUGUCAUCUCCGGUCGUGCCGAAGAGCCAAAAUGACUUGUCGGCAAAGUCGGUCUCCGCGUCCUUGGUAGGCGUGUUCUUCGGGUUCGUCUUGCACUGGUAGCCGUAGAUCUUCACGACCGUGCCGUCUUCGACAAUGAAGAUGAAGAAAUCGUACUUGGGGAAGCUGGCGCGAACGGGCUUCACGAAGAAAGCCGCACGGUCAUUCUUGAGAGCUCUGGUUGGGUUGGCCAACCACAGCAGAAACUUCUCGCGAAGGCGCUCGUAGUCGGCGGAGAAGCCGUCCUCCUUGAUGAUGUCCUCCUUAGUGGGCCGGAAAACGCCGCCAAAUCGGCAUCCCUACCAAACAGCAAAGUACAUAUGUUUACAUACCCACACACAGAAGUGUCGCACUUAUUAUCCAUCCUCCUUUCAUCCAUACCUGGAGCACGGCCUCUGGUAGAAGCUCCUUCGCGUCAGGAGUGAGCUGGCCUUGUCUGAUCGCGAUGCUGCGAUCCCACAGGAGAUGACUCUCGAGCAGCCGCUGCAUGAAAGCUGCAGCGCAGACCCCCUCCCACUCCUUCCCCGAGUCCUGUUCGGCCUCAAUCAGCUGCCGCAAGCAGUCGACGAAGAAGAGCAUCCCCUCGGCGACAUCUUGAUCCAGGUCACGUGUCGAACGCUCAAGCGCCUCGUAGGCUUCAACCAGGUAGCAGGGUGACCAGACGUAUACUGACUCACCCUCGUCCUUUGAGAUGAAGCCGUCGAGACACUGCGCCCAAUCCCCUAGCUCACGCACCAUAGUCAUCAUUCCCGUUCCCGUGAUGGCUGUCGAGAUGACGGCGCUCAGAGAUUUCUUGUCGCGGGGUGGGCCACUGAGGGCGCUGAAGCGCCCUUCGACAGCUCUGCGGACAUUUCUUCUCUUGGUGUUGUAGACCGUGUGGACCAGGGCAGGCGCCAGGCCCAGGAAACAGAGCGCCCCCUUGUGUGCCUCCGAGGUGAGCUUCUGCGCCUCUUCUGUGCUGGUGAUCACGGGAAGACGAGGCCGAAUGACGUCGCGAUCACUCGGAGACGUAAUGAAUGUCGACAGUUUGCCGCCCGUCGUCGUGGUGUGACUGGUAAAGAUGAGAUAUCUGUUGGCCUUGUCGAUGAACUUGUCUUUGAGAAAGGUGGCCAGCUUGGUCUCGUCGGUACCUCCUUGAAUACUGUCGGUAAUGAGCU
This is a messenger RNA of Vitrella brassicaformis, 1603 nucleotides long. The record is from the annotation of a GenBank genome assembly. Lineage: Eukaryota; Vitrellaceae.